CAGUGCAGCUUGCUCUGUGCGAGACCCCGUCAAGGGAAUUUGGGAGGACGGCUGCCGCGCCACCAGAGGGUUUGCGCCUUGACGCCGGUGCUCAGCUGCCGGCUGCUGCCCCCACAGCCAGAUCCAGCCCUAGAAGUGGCCGGGCACUGCCUCUCUGGCUUCCUCCACCAUGUCUGAGCCAGAGGACGAUGGCGAAACCUGUUGGAAUAAUUUGGAGAACUUCCGCGUCAAGCUGAUUUCCGUGAUCGACCCUUCCAGGAUAACGCCUUACCUCCGGCAGUGUAAAGUCAUAAACCACGAUGACGAGGAACAAAUACUCAAUGACCCCAGCCUGGUGAUCAGGAAAAGGAAAACGGGGCUGCUCCUGGACAUUCUCCAACGGACAGGCCAGAAGGGCUUUGUGGCCUUCCUGGAAAGCUUGGAGCUGUACUACCCGCAGCUUUACAAGAAAAUAACAGGCAACGAGCCCACCAGGGUCUUCUCCAUGAUCAUAGACACAGCCGGGGAGUCCAGCCUGACCGAGCUGCUGAUGAGCGAGAUCUUGAAGCUGCAGGGCACCAUCUGUGAGGAGCGGAAGAAAGUCCAGGAGCUGCACCUGCUGCUCAGCACCAAGGAGGACCUCAUCAAGGAGAUGCGGGUGAAGGACAGCGUCCUGCGCAAGCACCAGGAGAGGGUGCAGAAGAUGAAAGAGGAGAGGGACAGCCUCAGCAAGGAGCUGAAGCGAUGCAGAGAUGAGAACUACGAGCUGGCCAUGAGCUACGCCAGGCAGAGCGAGGAGAAGAGCGUGGCGCUGAUGAGGAACCGAGACCUGCUGCUGAAGAUCGACAGCCUGAAGCACAGCCUGACGAAGGCCGAGGACGACUGCAAGUGGGAGCGCAAGCACACGCUGAAGCUCCGGCACGCCAUGGAGCAGCGGCCCAGCCACGAGGCCGUCUGGGAGAUCCAGCGGGAGAAGGACCUGCUGCUGGCCAAGAACAAGGCGCUGGAAAGCACGCUGCAGGUGGCGAAGGAAGGCGGCUGUGCGGACAGCCUCUCCCCAGAGGCCCUGGAGGCGGAGCGGAGGCGGAUGCUGGGCGAGCACCAGCGGCUGCUGGGCGACCUCUGCGACAUGCGCCAAGCGCUCCGGCGGACGGAGGCCGUGCGGGACAAACUUGCGGAGGAGAAGGAGAUGCUGGAGCUGAGCUGUGCAUCCCUGCAGAAAGACAAUCAAAUCUACCAGGACCGCAUCAAGGCCAUUUUGAAACAGAUGGAAGAGGUGGCUGCCGAGAGGGACCAGGCCCUCCUGACCCAAGAGGGGUUCCACAAGCAGUACUCCAACAGCCUGCUGGACAAGGACCUCUACCGCAAGCAGAUCCGAGAACUCGGGGAGAGGUGUGACGAGCUGCAGCUGCAGCUGUACCAGAAGGAGGGGCAGCUGCUGGGUGCCAAAGCCAAGCUGAAGAGGCUGCACCCGGACCCUUCCAGCCUGACUUCAGACCUUGAAGAAACUUCCUCCAGAAGCUCCCAAGAACUGACUUCCCAUGGAAACCUGGAUGAAGAUGUGAAAGAUGCUGAAAAAAAAGAUUUUUCCAGUGCUCAAGACCAACAGUUCGGUGCUCUGGUAAACAUUCCACUUCUUCAGUCAACACAGGAAGGGGAGCCCCUCAGUGGGGAGCCGGAGGAGAGGGGGCACCAGCGAAUGAAGGACAGCUUUGAGCGUUAUCGGAGGAAGCAGGCCCUUAAAAGAAGGCAGAAGGGCAGAUACCACAAAGUGGACUGGGAAAACACAUCGGGGAGCGACAACACGGACACGGAAGGCUCCUGACAGCUUCGGCAACAUCGCUGGGAAGGGGGCAGAACUGGGAAACCCCUUCCCGAGUCCAGCCUUCGCCCAGUCAGCUAGGCUUCCGGCUUCUCAUUCCCCAAGCAACUGGAUGGACACUUGUAGUAUCUUUACUAUUUCUGGCUGAUUGCCCUCUUUGGCCAAAUGGCACUGAAAAAACAUCUUGCCUGAU
Varanus komodoensis (Komodo dragon) is the source of this 1994-nucleotide messenger RNA. It is a transcript of the gene CARD9, whose product is annotated as caspase recruitment domain family member 9. Gene Ontology annotation, biological process: regulation of apoptotic process; positive regulation of canonical NF-kappaB signal transduction. The coding region runs from base 170 to 1804 and encodes 544 amino acids. Lineage: Eukaryota; Metazoa; Chordata; Lepidosauria; Squamata; Varanidae. The transcript is spliced from 13 exons. The record is from RefSeq and is a predicted model, not a curated record.